Messenger RNA from Gamsiella multidivaricata, 581 nucleotides. RefSeq lists its product as uncharacterized. The record is from RefSeq and is a predicted model, not a curated record. NCBI's taxonomy places the organism in Eukaryota, Fungi, Mortierellomycota, Mortierellomycetes, Mortierellales, Mortierellaceae. The annotation marks the transcript as partial. The transcript has a single exon.
CUCUUUUUUCCUUUUUUCUGAUUAUCUCCGAUUCUGUUGCGAUUCAACCUCAUAUCUAACACUCACACUCAUACUCACACUCACUGGUGUCCAUUGUCCCUCUCCGCAAGCACAUAACCAUCAAAGGCAAGACUCCUCUUCCUGCCCCCCCACUCUUCUUGUCGCCCCGUCUUGGCGACUUUGUGCGUGGGUCUGCCCCUUGACUUUUCUUUAAUUUCCUGCAUUACGGACAAACGACAGAAACAAAGACCAGCAGGGAACAGCAAUAGCAGCAACAACACCAACAACACUUGCACCUGUGCUCAGCUUACUCCCCUUCCCUUUGAUUCAAGCAGGCAAACCUGCUUAUUUCUUCCCAGCAGGAGCCACAUAAGCAUAAUAAUCACACCAAUGACAGUAUUCACCUUUGAAAGAGAAGUGGAAAGUGAUUGCCUUUGGGGACGAUGGGGAAUGUGAAUCAGCAAUAAACAGCACAACACUAUUGCCCCAAAAGAAAGUGCCAUUGCGAAUGGAAUCACACACAAAGGAAACUAACGCUGUCUCUACCAUUUCUUCUUCAUUCCCUUUUUUUUUUUUUGUUU